AUGUCUGUGAAGAAAAAGGAAUGAGGCGGAGACUAGUGAAGUGUGUCAAACCCAUAGCGCACGGCUCUAUCACGGAAAUUCAAGAUAACACAAUCAAUAUUUAAGAAAAAAAGCAAGGACUGAAACAAAAAUAUUUGGAUUUAAAUAAAAGAAAUGAGAAUCAGCUUCAACUGACAGAAGAAAACCUCUGAAGAUCAUCCAUCAAUUCUCUUUUGCCUCUUGUGGGUGAUGGGAUGAUUGCUUUCACCUUCCUCCGACCUCUACUCGACACGUCUCCAGUUUGAACGCUCGAUAGUGCACUCCUCCAUCUUUCUGAUGUCGGGCGAUACUGACUCCAAGCCCUACCUGUACUCCAACAUGGAGAGCCCAGAUGAGGCCCCAGGGUGCAGCUCCAUGCCCAGGGUGACCUCAGCAUCCAGCUCCAUACCCAGGGGGGCCACAGGGUGCAGCUCCAUGCCCCAGCUCCACUGUAUGAGCGGUUACCGCCAGGGUGGGCAGGACCUUGGCCUUGUCUCGGAGGGCAGUGACAGCAGUGGCCAGGACCCCUCAGCCUCGCCCCACAGCCGGCGUAAGGGCACCCGCUCACGCCCCCUCCACGAGGAUGUGGAGAUGAAGAGUAGCGGAUCCAGCGGGAGCGAGUCCCACGGCAAUGAGAGCCACGGCAACGACAGCCACGGCGACGGGAGCCAUGGCAAUGGGUCGGCGGGUAGCUCCAAUGGGAACAGCAAAGACUCAGCCCUCCUCGAGUCGUCGGGGAGCAACAAGAGUUCAAACUCCCACAGCCCGUCCCCUCCCAGCAGUUCCAAUGCCUUCAGCCUGCUGAGUUCUGAGCAUGACAACCCCUCCACCAGCGGCUGCAGUAGUGAGGAGUCCGCCAAGGCUAAGACACAGAAGGAGCUUCUCCGUACCCUGAAGGAGCUCAAACGUCACCUCCCUACUGACAAGAGGAACAAGGGCAACAAGUCCACCUCCCUCAAUACCCUGAAAUACGCCCUGCGCUGCGUGAAACAGGUGGAAGCCAAUGAGGAGUACUACCAGUUGUUGAUGACCAAUGACAGUCAGCCAUCCGGCCUGGAGGUGUCUUCUUACACCAUUGAGGAGAUAGACAGGAUCACCUCAGAGUACACUCUUAAAAACAAUGACAUAUUUGCAGUAGCGGUGUCUCUGAUUACGGGGAAGAUCAUCUACAUCUCAGAGCAGGCUGCCUCCAUCCUAAACUGUAAAAGAGGUGUCUUUAAGGACACAAAGUUUGUGGAGUUCCUGACCCCCCAGGAUGUCAGUGUGUUUUACAGCUUCACCACUCCCUAUCGCCUGCCCUCCUGGAGCAUGUGCACCGGAGCAGAGUCAUCCCCAUCGGACUGCAUGCAGGAGAAAUCGUUCUUCUGUCGAAUCAGUGGUGGUAAAGAGUGCGAGGGGGACCUGCAGUACCUCCCGUUCCGAAUGACGCCCUACCUGAUGAAGGUGCAGGACAAGGUCCAGUCUGAGGACCAGUUCUGCUGCCUUCUGCUGGCUGAAAGGGUGCACUCUGGAUAUGAAGCUCCCAGAAUACCUACUGACAAGCGCAUCUUCACCACAACACACACUCCCAGCUGCGUGUUCCAGGAUGUAGAUGAGAGAGCUGUUCCACUUCUGGGUUACCUCCCCCAGGAUCUAAUCGGUACCCAAGUCCUUCUUCUCAUGCAUCCCAGCGACAGGCCUGUCAUGCUGGCCAUUCACAGAAAGAUCAUUCAGUUUGCUGGCCAGCCAUUCGACCACUCUUCCAUCCGCUUCUGCGCACGGAACGGUGAAUAUGUCAUCGUCGACACAAGCUGGUCAAGCUUCGUCAACCCAUGGAGCCACAAGGUCUCCUUCGUCAUCGGGAGGCACAAAGUCCGCAUGGGACCAGUGAAUGAGGAUGUAUUUGCGGUCCAACUCCCUGCCCUUGUGGAUACCAAGACUGUGGACUCCGAAGUCCAGGAGAUCACAGAACAGAUCCAUAGAUUGCUGCUGCAGCCGGUACACAACACUGGCUCGAGUGGUUACGGUAGCACGGGAAGCAACGACCACAUUGCAGCAUCCCUGGUGAUGAACGGUGAGAACAACGCACGCUCAUCCAGUGACAACAACUUCAACAGCAGCGGUAACAGCCCGAAAUGGACACACACGGAGGAGGGGGGCAGCUGGGCCAAGCCACAGAGGUCAUUCCAGGAGAUCUGUAAAGGAAUUCACCUCCAGAAGAGUCAGAGCCAGGAACAGCCGAGUUACCAACCCUCCCAACCCUCGACCAAACAGCCUGAGACCAGGAAGAACCCAGGCAAGUUCCUCCAGAGGAGCCCACCUGUGGUGCGUCCCAAGGACUCUGCUGUCUUUGCUCCCCCUCUGAGUCGGAGGGACAGCGAGGUCAGUGCCGCCCCUGUGGAGGAGCACAGCAGCAGGCCAGAAGAGCUGCUGAUCUUCAACAACCAGGCGGUCUACUCCUACCAACAGAUCAGCUGUCUGGACAGUGUUAUCAGGUAUCUAGAAGGCUGUAAUGUUCCCGUCACCAUGAAGAGGAAGUGCCACUCAUCUGACAACACCACAUCUUCAGACGAGGACAGGCAAAACGGAGGGGACAGCCACAUGCUGACGUCCGAAGACUCUGCGCAGUUAAAGGCUAAGCCCGGUCAAACCCCUCUGGACGACUUCGCCGCAGACAAAAAGACACAGGCCGCGACCUCAGCCGCGGAGGCGGUUGGCUCCUCCCUGGCGCCCCUCGGCGUGCCUCCGUGCAGCAAGGCCGAGAGCGUGGUGUCAGUCACAAGCCAGUGUAGCUACAGCAGCACCAUCGUGCACGUAGGGGACAAGAAACCGCAGCCCGAGUCAGAGAUCAUUGAGGAUGUGUCUGGGGCCGGGGAGACUGUGGAGGGGAGUAGUCAGACUCAUGGGCCUCCUCCCGGUGCUGUUUCACCUCCAAGUCUAGAGAGGGAGCCAUUUAAGAAGAUGGGCUUGACCAAGCAGGUCCUAGCGGCUCACACCCAAAAGGAAGAGCAGGCUUUCCUGUGUCGUUUCAGGGGAGUCCAGUCCUUCCAGGCCAGCUGUUCCCAGUACCUGGAGCUCCAGAAAGAACAGGGCACCUCUGAUGCUUUGCCCGCUGUGCGUCUGUGCAAGCCAGCAGAGCCCUCUGCCCGUCGAAGUGGGCGCAACAAGAAGACCAGGUCAAAGAGGGUGAAACAGAAUGAGUCAUCAGACAGCUCCGUGUCUCACGACAGGAUCCAGCAGCAGUACCGAGCCCCCCUCCUCAACCAGGGCCUCAACCACACCUGUUGGUCCACCUCCAACACCUCACAGUCCACGUGCCCAUCUCUGGCCUACCCCACUGUGUUGCCAGCCUUCCCCCUCCAGGUCUAUCCCAGAGCGAGCGCCAUGGCUGCUGCAAUGCCUACCCAACCGGAGAACUCGAUGGCAGGCUUCGUCGACAGCCAGUGCAACCAGGACCCCCAGUGCCCACUGACAAACAUCCAGCCAUCGCUGUUCCCCACCCCCAUGGUGACCCCAAUGGUAGCUCUUGUUCUCCCCAACUACGUGUUCCCCCAAAUGGGAGCCGGGGCUCCAGGACAGCAGCCUUUCUACCAGGCAGAGUCAGCCGGGUACCCCCCUCAACUGCAGCCAUUCCCGGUGCAGACGCCUGCCGCCUUCACCUCCCAAGGUCCCUUCCCACCACAGGGUCAGCCUUUCUCCCUGCAGACAACUCUUCCCAUGCCCACGCAAGGUCCCUUCCCUGCCCACGCCUCCUUCACCGUCCAGGCCCAUGGCAAUGCCACGGGCCCAAGCCCCUUCUUCCCCCAGGCAGGUUACCCUAUCCCCACACAGCCUUUUUCUGUUUCCAUGGAGCCUCCCAAGCCAUCCGGGGAAACGGCCCAAUCUCGUAGCUCUACGCCCAGGUCCACGGGCGGCAGAGACCAAGUGUCCUCCCCUCCACUGUUCCAGUCACGGUGCAGCUCUCCACUGCAGCUCAACCUACUGCAGCUUGAGGAGACGCGAGGCUCCCUGGAGAGGCAGGACAGCAUGGUGGUGGCGCCCCCAGCUGGCACGCAGGGGAACAACAACGCGGCCGAGAAGGGAGGGUGCUUGGUUGGCCAGGCCAUGGAGAAGAUCAAGGAGCUUCAGCAGCCUACAUUCAGUCUGACUGGUCCAAUGGGACCGUUGUGUUCCAACAAACUCUGUGUCUGCAAGAGAAUGUCUUGGGAUAGAGUGGGUACUAGGCUGAGGUGUUGCAGCGAUGAGGUGAACUCGCCGGGCGACAGUAAUCAGAGCGACGCCAACUCAUCGUCAAGUGACUUGCUGGACAUCCUUCUUCAUUCAGACUCUCAUUCAGGCACUAGCUCAGCAACUUCAGGUUCCAUGGGUUCCAGGUCAAACGGGUGUGGAAUCUCAGCCAGAACGUCUAACAGUAGAACGUCUAAUAACAGCGGAACAUCAGGUUGUAGAACAGCAGCCAGCGGAACCUCAGCUAGCGCAGGGUCUGGCAGUGGCACAGGAAGCAGCAGCCUCAACAGCAGCAACUACUUUGGCAGCGUGGACUCCUCCCUGAACAGCAGCCAGAAGGGAAAGGGGCACUCCAGCGGAAGCAACCGUAGCAUCAGCGAGGUGCUGCCUAUGGAGUUGGAGCCGAGCCAACAUGACAAAUAUGUUCUGCAGGAGCCGCCAUGGUUGGCCACCGCCAACGCUGACGAGAAGAUCAUGUUGACCUAUCAGAUGCCAUCACGGGACAUCGAGAGCGUUCUUAGGGAAGACCGAGAGAGGCUACACAUGAUGCAGAAGAGCCAGCCAUGCUUCACCGGGGAGCAAAAGAAUGAACUGGUGGAUGUCCACCCCUGGAUGAGGAAAGGAGGGCUGCCCAAGGUCAUCGACAUCACGUCCUGUGUGUGCUGUUGUGAAGGGGCUCCAGAGGUGCCGGCGUCUGAGGAGCAGCCUGACCUGGACAUGGGAGAUAUAGAGACUGAAACAGGGGAGGUCUGCCCCUCCAGGAUGCCCAGCAAGAAACCUUUUAUCACUGAAAUCUGCCCCAGCCCGUGCUCCUCUUCUGGCUUAGGAUCAUCAUAGCCACCUCCUAAGUUGACUCCUGUUUAUUAUAACUGUGUCACUUCUGCCAAAGACUCGUUCUCAAGAGACAUCCAUCUCUCACCAAGUCCACCAGAUGUCCGGACUUGGGCAAGACCACAUUUGACUGCCUAGUAAUGUUUUCUGUAUAUCCUACUUUUACACGUCUUGUCUCAAAUCAGCUGGAGUGUGUGGAAGCUCUGCUACAGCCAGAGAGCCUUGUCAAUAAAUGUUCAGUGAAUGUGUGUAUGUGUGAGGAAGAGAAAGAGGACAUAGAGUGAGGGAGUUUCAGACAGUCUAUUCUGUCUGUGUGCCCUUUCAUUUCUUCCCUCUCUCCUGUAUAUCAUUGCGAGUUUGAAAUUUAACUUUUCACUGAAGCAGUUUAAGAUUGAAAUAAUUGUGUAUUUCUGUUCAUGAUAGCCACAAAUAUUUAGUGAUCUUUAACUGGCUUUCAGUGUAAAAUGUGAUAAGUCUAAUUAUAACUAAUUAUAACCAUCAGUAAGUGGUGGAUGAAAUGUUUUUACUCUCAGUGGUUUCAAAGCGACGUUAAUUUGUUUUUUUUUCAUACAGAGAAAACUAACGGCUAGAAUAGCAUCUGUUUAAUAUGUGUGUUUCUAUGUCCUGAGUGUCUGACUCUAUGUCCUGAGUGUGCAUCAUGUUGGCUGAUUAAAAGUUAUGGGGUAAUAAUUGAAGAAGUGUGGCUUUUUGUUAAAUCUGUUUCUUUAUAGCCUGUGGUUAUAUAGCGUCCCAUAUUGAUAUUAGUGGUUUAACCAAGCUUUGCUAUAAAUGAACAGCUUUCUAGCCUUGGAACUGCAUCGUGUAGCAAUAAAAAUACUUGCCUUGUAGAAGGGGUGUAUAAACAAUGUUGCCAAUACUCUACUGCAAGGGCAUUAAGCAUUUGGAAUAGACAUGGAAGGAACUGGUCAAUACUAUAUUUUAGGUAAAACAUAAUAGGCAUUUGUCUGAUAUAGCCAGCAUGGACGCUGAACACACAAAUUGCACUUUUCCUAUUUAUUUAUGUACAUUUUUUUUUUCUUGUUUGGCUUUUCUGUUUCUUGUGUUCUAAGGUGAAGUGUAAACAUGUUUUUCUUAUUUGAAAAUAAAACUUGUUACUCUGUUAA
Molecule: messenger RNA, 6179 nt
Organism: Esox lucius (northern pike)
Lineage: Eukaryota; Metazoa; Chordata; Actinopteri; Esociformes; Esocidae
Gene: per2
Product: period circadian clock 2
Exons: 22
Coding region: 316-5061 (1581 amino acids)
Biological process (GO): negative regulation of transcription by RNA polymerase II; entrainment of circadian clock by photoperiod; circadian regulation of gene expression
Cellular component (GO): cytoplasm; nucleus
Molecular function (GO): transcription corepressor binding; transcription cis-regulatory region binding
Source: RefSeq, a predicted model, not a curated record